GUUCAUCAAACUAUACAGCGCAGUGUACAAGAGAACAGAUCUUAUCAAUGGGAAAUUACAAAUCAAGACCUUCCCAGACGUGUACAGGUAAAACGCUGGUCUUUGUGUGACUGUGUACUUUGUUUUCUCACUGACAACAAGGGCUGAACCUCAGUGUUAUUACAAUGUGUGCUAACAUGGCACUAAUACUUGGGAGUGGACAUGUACUCAUGGCUAUGUUUAUAUGGGUGCUUAAAAAGGGAUCGAGUGCUAAAUGUUGUGAUGUUUCACCCCGUUGUCGGCCUGUGAAGAUGAGUGGAAGAAGAAGGUCAGCGAGUCGUACUCGGUGAUCGUCGAGAAGCUGGAGGACGACCUGAAGCUCAAAGACAGCGAGCUGGCGGAUCUCAAGCUCGCUUUCAGGAAACAAGAGCCACAUCUGCACUCUGAUGCAGAAAGGCCUGCGUCCGUCCAGACUGUCCAGGAACGGCUUCACCGCGCUUCACCUGGCAGCUUAUAAGGACAACGCCGAGCUGCUGACGGCGCUUCUCCACGGAGGCUCAGACGUCCAGCAGCUGGGAUACGGCGCCCUCACCGCCCUGCACGUGUCCACGCUGGCCGGGCACCACGAGGCCGCGGACAUUCUGCUGCAGCACGGCGCCUCCGUCAACGUCCAGGACGCCGUCUUCUUCACGCCACUGCACAUCGCGUGCUACUACGGCCACGAGCAGCUGGCCAAGCUGCUGCUGAAGUUCGGGGCGGACGUGAACGUGAGCGGGGAGGUGGGCGACCGCCCGCUGCACCUGGCCGCGGCCAAGGGCUUCCUCGGCAUCGUCAAACAGCUGAUGGCGGAGGGAGGCAAAGCGAAUGUGAACGCCCAGGACAACGAGGAUCACGUGCCUCUCCACUUCUGCGCUCGCUUCGGGCACCACGAGGUCGUGCGUUUCCUGCUGCAGGGCAACUUCGACGCGCAGCCGCACUCAGUCAACAUCUACGGAGACACCCCGUUACACCUGGCUUGUUAUAACGGGAAGUUCGCAGCCGUCAAGGAGAUCGUCCAGCUGUCCGGCACAGAGAGCCUCUCCAAGGAGAACAUCUUCAGCGAGUCAGCGCUUCACAGCGCCUGCACCUACGGGAAAGACCUGGAGAUGGUGAAAUUCCUGCUGGGCCAGAACGCGAUGAGCAUCAACCACCAGGGCAGAGACGGACACACAGCUCUGCACAGCGCCUGCUUCCACGGACACAUCCGCCUGGUGCAGUUCUUGCUGGACAGCGGCGCAGACAUGAACCUGGUGGCCUGCGACCCGAGCAGGUCCAGCGGAGAGAAGGAGGAGCAGACCUGCCUCAUGUGGGCCUACGAAAAAGGUCACGAUGCCAUCGUCACGCUGCUGAAGCACUACACGCGGCCGGACGACUCCCCGUGCAAUGAGUACUCCCAGCCAGGAGGUGAUGGUUCCUACGUGUCUGUCCCAUCUCCGCUGGGAAAGAUCAAAAGCAUGACGAAAGAGAAAACUGAGGUUCUCCUGCUCAGGGCCAGCCUCCCGUCCCACUUCCACCUGCAGCUGUCUGAACUGGAGUUUGAUGAAAUCAUCGGCUCAGGCUCCUUUGGGAAGGUCUAUAAAGGCAAGUGCCGGAAUAAGAUCGUGGCCAUAAAGCGCUACCGGGCCAACACGUAUUGCUCCAAGUCGGACGUGGACAUGUUCUGCAGAGAGGUCUCCAUCCUGUGUCGCCUCAACCACCCCUGCAUCAUCCACUUCGUGGGCGCGUGUCUGGACGACCCCAGCCAGUUCGCCAUAGUCACCCAGUACAUCUCUGGAGGGUCCCUCUUCUCCCUGCUGCACGAGCAGAAGAGGCUUAUUGACCUGCAGUCCAAGCUCAUCAUCGCCAUUGAUGUGGCCAAGGGCAUGGAUUACCUGCACAACCUCACCCAGCCCAUCAUCCACAGAGACCUCAACUGCCACAACAUCCUGCUGUACGAGGACGGACACGCUGUGGUGGCCGACUUUGGAGAAUCCAGAUUUCUACAGUCGGUGGAUGAAGAUAACAUGACCAAGCAACCUGGGAACCUGCGCUGGAUGGCUCCUGAGGUGUUCACCCAGUGCACCCGCUACUCAGUGAAGGCCGACAUGUUCAGCUACGCCCUCUGUCUGUGGGAGCUCCUGACUGGAGAAAUUCCCUUCGCUCACCUAAAACCAGCUGCAGCAGCAGCAGACAUGGCCUACCAUCACAUCCGGCCUCCGAUCGGCAACUCCAUCCCCAAACCCAUAUCGGCCCUGCUGAUGAGAGGCUGGAACUCGUGCCCAGAGGACAGACCACAGUUCUCUGAAGUGGUCUCCAACCUGGAAGAAUGCUUGUGCAACGUGGAGCUGAUGUCCCCGGCCUCCAGUAACAGCAGCGGCUCCCUGUCGCCCUCCUCGUCCUCCGACUGCCUGCUGGGGAGGGGAGGACCCGGUCGGAGCCACGUCGCCGCCCUUCGGUCCCGCUUCGAGCUGGAGUACGCGCUCAACACCCGCGCCUACGCGUUCUGGACUCAGAGCGAGCGCCGUCGAGCGUCCGGAGGCCUCUCGCUGGAGGAGCUGCGGAGAAACAUGCAGUUCUCGCCCAUCGAUCGCAACGGAUACGUUUCUGAUCCCAUGAGCACCGUGAGGCUCUGCUCGUUUUUCAGCAGCAGCGGAAGCUUUGAGGACAGCAACUAACCGUCUGCAUAUAAUCACAGUUAGCAUAUUUUUGUGAAUACAUUGGGAACCUUUUGUUCCACUAGAUAUAUUUGUGCUGUUUAUGUCUUUAUGCAAACUGCGUGCACAUACUGUUACGAAAAAAGCACAAAGGCACGACUGCAUCCAUCUGAUAGUUUUUAUAGUUUUGAAUGGUCAUAUAAUACAAGUGUUCAGGCAGUGAAUAUCAAAUGAAUGGGUGAAGCUCCACAAACAGGCGAGCAGCCAGUAGAAAUGAGCGAGCUGCUGUUUUUAGGGGGAGGUAGCGUCAGCAGCAACCACCAUAGAUCACAUUUGACACGUCCUCAUGUAACUGUGAACGCUGUGGUGUAAACUAAUAACGUCCACGCGGGAUCAAACCUGACUUCCUCGUGCCCCUUCAGUGGAAAUGUAAAAUCAGAGGGGCCGACCAAGCUGUGGGUCCACGGCAACUAUGAAUUAUUGAGUCAUUUGUGAGGAUCUGGUUGCAGGUAAUAGGUGGCAGCAGCUUUACCUGAUACCGCCCAUGAACCAUGCCUCUUUGUCACAGUACCGACAGUAGCACGAUAUCAUCUAUUGUAAACAUGUUGUGCAGUGGUUUUGAAGACCUAUUCAUGUGAAAAUAAAAACUGGGUUGUGUUCA
Betta splendens (Siamese fighting fish) is the source of this 3312-nucleotide messenger RNA. RefSeq names its product TNNI3 interacting kinase (gene tnni3k). Gene Ontology annotation, cellular component: nucleus. Gene Ontology annotation, molecular function: protein kinase activity; RNA polymerase II-specific DNA-binding transcription factor binding; ATP binding. Gene Ontology annotation, biological process: regulation of transcription by RNA polymerase II; protein phosphorylation; proteolysis. Lineage: Eukaryota; Metazoa; Chordata; Actinopteri; Anabantiformes; Osphronemidae. The record is from RefSeq and is a predicted model, not a curated record. The transcript has 23 exons. Bases 426 to 2672 code for a protein of 748 amino acids.